UGGCUGCCGCCAUUGAAAAUCCAAAUCCGUUGAUGCCUCAGGACAUACUAAGUGAGGUACACAAGUUUCUUCAUGGCACCAGUAGCAAGGGUAAUGUGAACAGCGAGGCGUUGACUCAGUCAGCCCUGUUCCUCCUGCGAACAGUCCCGGUAGCUCGACACGCAGUGCUGGAACAUUUUUUCAAUGUCUUUGACGAGGCUGUCCAUGAGCAUCUUCUCCAGAUGCACAUUGGACACAAGGUGACAGACGAAAGAACAAAAGACAUAGAGGGAAUUUUGCGAGACAUAUCCGGUGUCCUGCUAAGCUUUAUUCAGACCAAUCCUGAAGCAUGGGCACCAAUACUGUCAAGUUGGUCUCUGGAGCUGCUUGGACAUGUGAGUUGCAAGUAUGCCAAGAAGAGAGGCAUUCCACAUUCAAAUUCCCUCAACGAGAUUCUUCAGGUGUGGAUGACGUGCAGGCCCACCCAGCUGCUGAUGGAGCUCGCGACAGAGUGCUUCUCUGCAAUGGUGGGAGGAGCUCCAGACAAGUGUGUUGAUGCUCUGUUGGAAGCGUCUGUCAAGUACAGCCCGCACUUUGACUGGGUCGUCGCUCACAUCGGGUCUUGUUUUCCCAAGAUGAUAAUCACACGGGUGUUAAACUGCGGUCUCAAGGAUUUCUGCAGCGCCGAGACCGACCCAGCGGGUCGAGACGUGUCCGCUCGCAUGAAGAUUCCCAAAAUGGCCUCCGUCGUUGGAAUUCUUGGCCACCUGGCAUCAAAACAUGGACAAGAUAUUCGACACGCAUUGAUGAAUCUAUUUGAGGACAGUUUGCAGGGUGACAGUAGCCCAGUCAAAGUGACGACAGUUCCGUUCCUACUGCAGCUGGCCUCGAUGUCUCCCAUGCUGCUUCACGUUCUCACAACCGACAUGAUCAAAUCAUUAACCCCAGUUGUGCUGAAUAAACUUCACAAACAGUUUGCUACUUGGAAAAAAACAAAUGCUCAAGAGUACUUCAGCCUGUUGACCCUUGUAGUUCAUCUGGCCAUCAAAACUGAUACUGGGAGCUAUGAUGUUCUCCAUUUUCUCGUUACGACUGCCUCGCCAAGAAUUCAGUCAGAUGGCAUGGAGGUAGAAUGCCCAGUGAAAGAAGUUCAGGAAACAUGCAGCGAACUUGUGAACAAGUUGUUACAGGAGUUACAGCGCCUGGUUCACUGUAAGAAACGAGACCCGGCAUCCUGCGACGUGCCGCUCAUUGCAGGUCUGACACCCAGUAUAGGCAAGCUCGUCGAACUGCUCAUGGAAAGUGAGGGACAAAGUGUGAUGUGGCUUCAGAAGCUGCUCAUAUGUGUUGCCUUGUACUGUGGACAAACCGGUGCUGCUUCCAUUCUGGCUGGAGUUAUUGCCCAUGCUAAGAGGGCACCUCAGUCGAUUGUUUUUCUGAGACUUCAAAAAGGAAUUGAGACAGUGUUUCCUGAUGUGAUUACCAUGACUGUUGAUCACGUGUUUAGUUUACUGCUUCCACAUAAUGAGAUCAGUCACCUUCAGCUGUUGAAAAAUCUCCUUUUUCUCGUCCAGUGGGAAAGGAAAACCGAAUCAUUUAAGAAAAAGACUACAAGUUCUCGACUGCGUCAUUGUCUACAGAAUCACAUGAGAUCACUUUCGUCGCUGAUGCUUCACCCAGACCGGGAGGUGUCCGCGGCGGUGCUCAGUAUUCUGACUCACAUCAACAUCCCUCCAGCAGUCGAUGCCACAACUCUCACUCACCUCUGCAGUGCUUUGUCGUCUACUUUCUUCAGAAUGCUCGAAAUCUCUGAUAACAUGAUAAUGUUGCGUAGAAUCCGUCUCUGCAAGAAUUGCUGUCGUCAAAUACAGACACUUCCUAUAGCCAGAUCCAUGCUGCUACAGUUCCUGACCGAGGGAGCCGUUGUCAGUGAAAAUGCUCUGCUGUUUGGUGGAAAGCUCCAGCCUGGUUCCAGAAGUGACAGUAAAGACUUUGUUUCCUUGCUCGCAGAAAACCGCAAAAGUGCAUUAUCUCUGACUCUGACUCGGUCUCACUCCAGUGUUUUUCAUGCAGGUGUCAUUGGCCAGGGACUAAAACCUAGAUCUGCUACAGACAUUUUACCAAAGGAUGUGGUAGCACGGAACAUCCGAAGCUUGCUCGACGUACUAUGGAUCUGUGGUCAGGAGAGUCCGAUGGAUAGCUCUCUGGAUGACAUGAUGGACAAUACACAGGAAUCUCUGCACAACGAACUGAACGAACAUGCAGCAAUAACCAUGGCAACCACAGUGGUUAAUUUUGUCACCCCAGACGUGCUGUAUAAUGAUAUCUUUUGGCCAGAUGAAGAGUUUCUGCGAAUUUCCUUGGAAAGAGAUCUAGUGGUAUGGAAGAAAUUCGAAUCACAUCCAGUGCUUUGGGAUCUGCUUGGUGCAUUUUCUUCAAAUGCUGUGUUUGUGUACCACAUGUCACCUGUGUUGAGAUGUCUUCUGGGAAGUGUGCUGACCCAUUAUGACAGUGUCCACGACAAGGCCAUGCGGAACUCGCCUAAACACUUUGAAGCAGCUUGUAAACUGAUUCACUGUCUAGGCCGGAGUGGAAUGCUACCAAGACCCAUGUCAAAUAUCGGAGAAAUUUUCUACUAUGCAACCCCCUACGAGGGCUAUCUGUUGCUAAUUGGUGUGUGGAGAUACAUCAAGGAAAACCCACUAACCUGCAACAAAUUGGAAAUUGAAAAUAGAAAGUGUGAUGACAAGUUUACCACAGUGAUCAGUUCCGUGAUUCAUUCCAAUGUGCACACGAUGGGUCACCUGUACACUCGCUUCAUCAAUCUCAUCCAAGUGUGAUGACUCGCGCUUCAUCAAUCUCAUCCAAGUGUGAUGACUCUCGCUUCAUCAAUCUCAUCCAAGUGUGAUGACUCGCGCUUCAUCAAUCUCAUCCAAGUGUGAUGACUUUCAUCAAUCUCAUCCAAGUGUGAUGACUCAUGCUUCAUCAAUCUCAUCCAAGUUUGAUGACUCUCGCUUCAUCAAUCUCAUCCAAGUGUGAUGACUCUCGCUUCAUCAAUCUCAUCAUCAAUCUCAUCCAAGUGUGAUGACUCUCGCUUCAUCAAUCUCAUCCAAGUUUGAUGACUCUCGCUUCAUCAAUCUCAUCCAAGUGUGAUGACUCUCGCUUCAUCAAUCUCAUCCAAGUGUGAUGACUCGCGCUUCAUCAAUCUCAUCCAAGUGUGAUGACUCGCGCUUCAUCAAUCUCAUCCAAGUGUGAUGACUCUCGCUUCAUCAAUCUCAUCCAAGUUUGAUAACUCUCACUUCAUCAAUCUCAUCUAAGUGUGAUGACUCUAGCUUCAUCAAUCUCAUCCAAGUUUGAUAACUCUCGCUUCAUCAAUCUCAUCUAAGUGUGAUGACUUUAGCUUCAUCAAUCUCAUUCGAUGGACAAGUGAAAGGCCACUACACAGACUUGUCUCUCACCAACCACUGACCCAUUGUCCUGAACUGACAACCUAGAUAGCUGAGGUGUCUGCCUAGGACAACUUGCUUGAACCUUGUUUGGAUUAAAGCAUGCAAUUAAAUGUCUGAGAAAUGUGUCUUCAGUCUGGGUUGGAGCUGUAAGGCCAGCUUAAACAGCUUUACUCUCAAUAGAUUAACUAUUAGGACACAAGGGCCAGUUGACAAAUUCUGUGAACAAUUCUAUUUUGUAUUGCGAGUUGCCCAGUUAGGUAGGCUGAACUGAUAUGUUAACUGAUAACCAAAGUUAAACGUUUGUUUUUGAUUAAUGGCACCUCUUGAUUUAACCAAUAACCAAGUGCUCAAAAGUAGAUGUCAAAAUAAAAUGAAUGCUAAAUAAAACUGAAAAAUUAUAUCCCUAAA
This is a messenger RNA of Gigantopelta aegis, 3836 nucleotides long. Its product is annotated as integrator complex subunit 5-like. Gene Ontology annotation, biological process: snRNA 3'-end processing. Bases 33 to 2819 code for a protein of 928 amino acids. The record is from RefSeq and is a predicted model, not a curated record. The transcript has 22 exons. Gene Ontology annotation, cellular component: integrator complex. Lineage: Eukaryota; Metazoa; Mollusca; Gastropoda; Neomphalida; Peltospiridae.